AUGGCAGAAGCAGCAGGCGGGUCGCAGAGUGAGGUAGAGGAGGAGGAAGCUGCUCUGUCCCGGGGCAGCGGAGUGUGCAAGUGGUUCAACGUGAGGAUGGGCUUCGGCUUCCUGUCCAUGAGCAGCAGGGACGGAGCUGCUGUGGAGGAGCCGCUGGACGUGUUUGUCCACCAGAGCAAACUGCACAUGGAGGGCUUCCGCAGCCUCAGAGAAGGCGAAGCUGUCGAGUUUACCUUUAAGAAAUCAUCAAAAGGACUGGAGUCUGUCCGGGUUACUGGGCCCAAUGGAGCCCCGUGUCUGGGCAGUGAGAGAAGACCAAAGAGUGGCCAGAAACGACGCUCCAAGAGUGACAGAUGCUACAACUGUGGAGCACCCGGCCAUCAUGCCAAAGAGUGUCAGCUGCCGCCUCAGCCCAAAAAGUGCCAUUGCUGUCAGAGUGUUUCCCACAUGGUGGCCAGCUGUCCGGUCAAAGCACAGCAGCAGCAGCAGCAGCAGCAGCAGCAUUCGUCUCCAGGCUCUCAGGGACCAGCUACCUCACAGAGGGACGAGGAAGAGGAGCAAAGCCAGGCCGCCCUCUCUGAGAACUCAGAGUGA
Molecule: messenger RNA, 594 nt
Organism: Epinephelus fuscoguttatus (brown-marbled grouper)
Lineage: Eukaryota; Metazoa; Chordata; Actinopteri; Perciformes; Serranidae
Product: protein lin-28 homolog A-like
Exons: 4
Coding region: 1-594 (197 amino acids)
Molecular function (GO): zinc ion binding; nucleic acid binding
Source: RefSeq, a predicted model, not a curated record